Paramecium pentaurelia is the source of this 954-nucleotide messenger RNA. The record is from the annotation of a GenBank genome assembly. Lineage: Eukaryota; Ciliophora; Oligohymenophorea; Peniculida; Parameciidae.
AUGGAUAACUCUUUAAGAAUUGCUCCUCCUUUCUUUAUCUUACUUUUUUAUAACUCUUUUAUAAUUUUUAAAAUAGCAAACGAGGUUUGCCUCUUGCACUUAUCUUAUUUUCCAUUUGAUGCUCUGAAUUUUAAUAAUUUGAGCGGUAUAUAUAGUCCACUCUACCUUGAACUUCUAGAUUAGUUGCAAUUCUAUAAAUUUAUAUCCUUGAGAGAGGUAACCAAGAAUAAUAACAUAUAUAUUAAUGAUUAUUAAAAAGAUAAAAUUAUUAAAUACAUUUAUGAUCCAAUAAUAACAGAAUGUAAUAAAUAAAAUAUAUAAAAUACUUUAAAAUUACUAUUAAAUAUUUUAAAAUAAUUUAAGUUUAAUAAAGAACAAUAAACUAUUGAAUUAGAUUAAAAUAUAAUUUAAAAAAUAGAUACAAGAAUGAUUAAAAAAGGAACAGUUAAUGAAUAUUGGAAAGAACUCAUUUAAAAUAUAAAAGGUGAAAGCUCAUUUAUUAUAGAAAAUGUUAUAAUUUCAAAGAUAAAACAUUUAAUAUUUUUUUUUGAAUAUAAAAGAUCUUCUUCGAUCAAUGAUGAUAAAGAAAUGGAAGUAGUGAAGUAAUUGAAAUCAUUUUAAGAUAAAUAUAAAAAAAUAUUUGAGAAAAAAGCAUAAAAUAUAAUUUAAUAAUAAUUUGAAAAUACUUUAAAUAAAUAAAUGGAAAAUUAUAAAUUUGAUAUUGAUGAAGAAGAAAAAACAAACAUAUUAAACAGUUUAUUAAACAGAAUUUUAAAUAUGAAGUUGAAUAAAUACUUUUAGAAUUCUCCACAUUAUUUAUUAAAAAUAGAUUCAAAUCAAAUUCUAUAAUAUUAAUUAAAUUUAAUUACUAAAUUAUCAUAACCUAUAAUUAUAGAAGAAGUCGAACUAUUAAUUGAUUUUAAAUACCAAAUGAUAAUUGAUGAAUUAAUUUGA